Molecule: messenger RNA, 597 nt
Organism: Brettanomyces nanus
Lineage: Eukaryota; Fungi; Ascomycota; Pichiomycetes; Pichiales; Pichiaceae
Exons: 1
Coding region: 1-597 (198 amino acids)
Source: RefSeq, a predicted model, not a curated record
AUGUUUGCCCUUAAAAACUCCCUCAAAUACGCUCCAAGGCUUGGAAUCUCCCCCCUUUUCCUCAAAAACUCCUUCAACUUGUCUAAACGAGUCAAUGGGAAAUCGUUCUCGUCGUACGGCUGGAAGAGCCACUAUGAUCAUUCUUCCAGAGCUUCUAAAGGUGUUGUUAUUGGAUUGAUGGGUAUUAGUGCUACUUACCUAAUCAAUCAUAACCCUAUCAGAAACGAUUCUGCCCUGGCCUAUAGUCAGGGACCUACUACUCCAAAGGGUUAUCAGUAUGUCAAGAUCCCCGAGAAGCCCAAAUACGACGGGGCCUUCGGUGGACGGUUAAACUAUAAACAGUUGGCAUUGGGAUCCAUUUUUGGAAUGCUAUCAGGUCUGAUCGCCGGCCAAUUGAGCUCUUUAUUCGUAUUCUUCUCGUUGGGUGUCUAUCUUGCCGCUCAAUACCUACAUGCCCAAGGUGUAUUGACGAUCCCAAUGACUAAAAUUGUUCGAAUCGGUACAGAAGACAUCGAUAUCCGUCAAAUGGUCUUUGAACAGCCAAGUUUCAGCAUCACUUAUGUAUUAAGUUUCUUGAUUGCGGCUUAUAACUCUUAG